Molecule: messenger RNA, 2384 nt
Organism: Platichthys flesus (European flounder)
Lineage: Eukaryota; Metazoa; Chordata; Actinopteri; Pleuronectiformes; Pleuronectidae
Gene: psmd11b
Product: proteasome 26S subunit, non-ATPase 11b
Exons: 13
Coding region: 64-1332 (422 amino acids)
Biological process (GO): ubiquitin-dependent protein catabolic process
Cellular component (GO): proteasome regulatory particle, lid subcomplex
Molecular function (GO): structural molecule activity
Source: RefSeq, a predicted model, not a curated record
ACAGACGCCAAGUAACGUAGUGCACGCUGGUCCUUUUCACUCAGGAGCAUUUGAAUAAGGAAGAUGGCGGCUGCAGCAGUGGUCGAGUUCCAGAGAGCCCAGUCCCUCGUUAGCACGGACCGCGACGCCUCCAUCGACAUCCUCCACUCCAUAGUGAGGAGAGAUAUUCAAGAGAACGAUGAGGAAGCUGUCAGGGUUAAAGAACAGAGCAUCCUGGAGCUGGGGUCACUCCUGGCCAAGACGGGACAGGCUGCAGAACUGGGGGGUCUGCUGAAAUUCGUGAGGCCCUUCCUGAUUUCCAUCAGCAAGGCCAAAGCGGCCAAGCUGGUCCGCUCUCUGCUCGACCUCUUCCUCGACAUGGAGGCAGCGACAGGGCAGGAGGUGGACCUGUGUCUUGAAUGCAUUGACUGGGCCAAGGCCGAGAAGAGGACCUUCCUACGACAGGCCCUGGAGACUCGGCUCAUCGCACUGUAUUUUGACACCAAAAGAUUCCAGGAGGCCUUGGCACUGGGUACCCAGUUGCUCGGGGAGCUGAAAAAGAUGGAUGACAAAGCUCUCCUGGUGGAGGUUCAGCUGCUGGAAAGUAAGACGUACCACGCCCUAAGUAACCUGCCCAAGGCCCGUGCCGCCCUCACCUCAGCCAGGACCACCGCCAACGCCAUCUACUGUCCUCCGAAGCUCCAGGCAGCGCUGGACAUGCAGUCAGGAAUCAUCCACGCGGCCGAGGAGAAGGACUGGAAGACGGCCUACUCCUACUUCUUUGAGGCCUUCGAGGGCUACGACUCCGUGGACCACCCCAGAGCCGUCACAGCUCUCAAAUACAUGCUGCUGUGCAAAAUCGUUCUGAAUGCACCAGAGGAGGUACCGUCCCUGAUCAGUGGUAAACUGGGCCUGCGACACACCGGCCGACAGACAGAUGCACUGAAAAGUGUCGCCCAGGCCAGUAAGAACAGAUCAUUAGCAGACUUUGAAACGGCCCAAACAGAGUAUAAAGCAGAACUGAGGGACGACCCGAUCAUCAACACUCACAUGGCCACACUGUACGACAACCUGCUGGAACAGAACCUCAUCCGAGUCAUUGAGCCCUUCUCUAGAGUACAGAUAGGACACAUAUCAGGUCUAAUCAAACUGUCAAACGGGGAAGUUGAGAGGAAAUUAUCACAAAUGAUUCUGGACAAAAAGUUUCACGGAAUUCUGGACCAAGGCGAAGGCGUCUUGAUCAUAUUCGACGAGCCUCCGGUGGACAAGACGUACGGAGCCGCUUUGGAAACGAUUCAGAACAUGAGCAAAGUCGUGGAUUCACUUUACAACAAAGCCAAGAAGCUGACAUAGAGACCCCCCCCCCGUGCGAUGGAGGAACUGUGUGUGUUUGACCAGCGUGUGAGACGUUUUAAGAAGGGGACACAGGAGAGCAGCAAAGAGUUCCACAACCUGCAACAGACAGGACGUCCCCCAUCAACUCCCCCUCCUCCCCCCCCCCACGGACAAUUAAUCACUUCUCUUCUUUGUUUGUUGUUUUUUCUUUCCCCCUCCUCUUCCUCCUCCUCCUCUUCCUCCUGCUCCUCUUUGAUUUUUGAUAUUUCUUCAGGAUUCUGUAAACACUCAGCGGCCAAGUCAAGGCCAUCAGGGAAUAUUGUACAACCACAAUAAAAAAAGAUUUAAAAAGGUUUAAGAAUACAUAUGUUUAUAUCUGCUAUAAGGUCGGGCUCAUGGCGGCCCUCAGCUGACUCCACUGCGACCUCGACCUCUGUGACCUCGACCUCUGCUGCCGACCAGUGCCAGAAGAAGCCGAGGCGUUACCCCCCCUACCCCUGUACCCCCCACCCUUCAGAAGCACACUGCUCAGUUUUUGGAUGGUUGGGGAUUUUCCUCUGGAUGCGGAGCUCUGGUCCGAGAGCGCCCUCCAGCUUGUUUCUCUUCCCCUCAUCAUAUCAAUGCCAAGAGUUAUGUUCUCCCCCCUCCCCGCGCUGUAUUUCAGAUAUGUAUUAAACUCACUUUAUUUGUUUUCUUUGGGUUUUGUGUUUUUUUUGGUUUUAAAAAACAAAGAAGAAGAGAAUCAGACGGUUGCCACAUGUCUGCCCCUCCUGCUUGUGUACGUUUCUUUAAGAACAGACCAGAUGCCACUACACCAAUCGUGCCACUUCCCCCCCCCACCCUUGCCUCAGUGUUAGGGUGCAGUGUGAGACGGUUGGGGGGCAGAGGUGGAGUUUGCCUUUGAGUGUCUGUGAGGUUUCCCCUGAGUGAGUAAUUCUCCAUUGUUAGUUAUUAGCACUAGUGUGGUAUGCUAGUAACCAAACAAUUUGUAUGGUUUUGAUUUUCUUUUUUGUUUUGUUUUGUUUUUCUCUUAUAAAGACAUUUUCAAAAAUAAAUAUUUUGUAUUUUAA